AUGGACAUCAAUUCACUUCUCUCGCCGCAGGACGCGAACUCGCAAUCGGGGCGUUCAACGCCCGGUGUCGGUCCUGCAACCGCUGUCAACCCACCUGCCCAAUCCACAGGACCAGUCCCAAAGCCUCGAAAGGGUCGCACUCCCAAAGGAAUGACUUCAUCUCCGCUUGCGCAUCAAGUUCUAACCCCAUCGCGCCUACCCGAGCCAUCUCCGCCUUCUGCUGGGCCGAGCUCUGGAGGGAAUGGAACCCCAGCUACUGACCUGCCUAGCUCUAGACAGCCCUCAACGCCCGGAAUGGAUACGCUUGCAGACUUGGCGUCGAUGCAGACCCAUCAACCUCCGCGCUCCAACGCUCAAAUCUUGCGAAACACAGAGUCCUACGAGAGCCAGCUCUCUCCCUCUACUAUGUAUCCGAAUGUCAACCAGAUCUCGCAUAACACACCAAGACCCCGCUCGUCAUUUGACAUCGCAAUGUCCGAAGGCCCGAGGGAAAGUGCUCGGCGGAACUAUACAGACACGUCUUUGGUACCAAAUGCGCAGCGGCUAGCAACGGAGUUGUUUAUUCAGAUCCAAGAAAACCCCCAUUCGUAUGAUGCGCAUGUCAACUUCAUUCGACUUCUACAUGCAGGGUUUGUCAAUCACGUGUAUCCGCCGAACAACCCCGAUACCCAUGGCGACCCUCGGAAAUACGACCUCCUUAAAGACAUGAGGACGGCCCGAGAGGAGAUGGACAAGCUCUUUGCCAUGGGUGAGGAUCUCUGGGCCGAGUGGAUUCAAGAUGAAAGUAUGUUGGCGCAUACCGUGGAUGAACGAAUUGCGGUGAUGGAGCUGUGUCAACGAUCUGUCGAGGAGGAAUACGGCAGUACCAAGCUAUGGGGUAUCUAUGGAGAAUGGGUGCUCUAUCUUUACAAGUCUGCACACAGCGAGGUCGGUCAAGGCCACUGGACAGAGGAAGAUAAACUCAUUGGUCGGGAGGUCUUCUCCUGGCAAUCGGUGCUGGAAGUAUGGCAAAGAGGUGCCGAGGCGACGCGGUGGAGGAUAAAUGAUAGUCACAUGGUGUGGGACCGAUUCCUGGACCUCCAGAUACAGGACAUCGCGCGUGAUCCAAAUCAGGACAAGGUAAAUCAUGUGAGAGGGUUAUUUGAUAUUCGACUCCAAACUCUUCAUGCUACCUGGGAUCAGACCUUUCAGCUUUUCUCUGGGUUUGUUUCCGCUUACUGCAAUGCUAAUUACGAAGAAAUCAUGUCGGAAACCGUGAUGCACGCGAAUGGGAUCAAGGACAAAUACAUUCUCCGCGAGCCGUUUGAGAUGAGGCUUAGUAGCGCGGCUGAAUCCGGUGAUUUGGCUCUUGAAUGGAGCAUCUUCGCUGAGUACAUCGACUGGGAGGUUAGUCGAAACAGACGGAAGCGUCAAACUACUUUCGAUCUAGUCAAUGCUAUCUACCAGCGUGCUGUUUUGCGAUUUCCUACCGACAACAACAUCUGGGAGGACUAUGUGAUGUUCCUCAUUGAUGAGUCCAUGCACGGCAACAAGAAUACGACAACAAUCUCUACCCUUGAUCGCGCAACCCGACAUUGUCCGUGUUGCGGCACCCUUUGGUCUCAAUAUCUCCUCAGUUCAGAAAGAGAAUUACAGUCCUUUUCCAAGAUUGCCGAUAUCAAGCAUAAAGCAACAAGUACUGGUUUACUUGAUGCUGGUGGGAUGGAAGAGGUUCUCAAAGUCCAUACCACAUGGUGCAGCUACCUGCGUCGGCGGGCCUUUUUGUCAGAAUCCACGGAUGAAGAUUUGGAUGUUGCUGAGGUUGGUAUUCGAUCCGCCAUUGAGAGUGUUCAAGAGCUUGGUGAGAAGAAGUAUGGUCGGUCUUAUCAAGGUGACCCGCUCUUCCGCCUCGAGCGUAUCUACAUUCGAUAUCUUAGUGAGAGCGGCAGUUGGGAUAGUGCACGGGAAACAUUUAAAGGCCUUGUCGGACGCCGUGGAAACAGCUACGAGUUUUGGCUCACGUAUUACGGAUGGGAGUUGAUCUCAUGGAGCAAGUUCGUCCAGGGCGAAGCGACUGCUGAUGCUGCGAGACGGACCCCUAACCCUAGCUAUGCUACAGCGGUGCUGAAACAGGCCAUUAAAAGAACGGAUCUGGACUGGCCGGAGAAGAUCAUGCAAACCUAUGUCGCUCAUUGCGAGGAUUACGAGGACUCGGAUGAGUUACAACUUGCUGUUCUAGAGACAAGAAAGGCGACGAGAGCCGUCAAUGCGCGGCGGGAGAGAGAAGCAAGGGAAGCGGCAGCCUUGCAGGCUCAACAUAUUCAGCAAACACAAGAAGCACAAUCGAUAGGCCACACGGAGAAAAGGAAGCGCGAUGAUGAAAAGGAAGUGAAUGGUGUGCCCAGCAGCAAAAAGGCCCGUGCAGAGGAGCCGGAGUUGCCAGCUUCAGAGCCAGAGCCCGUUGCACUGCAGAGAGAUCGUGAAAAUGCUACAGUUGUAGUCAAGAAUCUACCUCAUCACAUCACUGAGCACAAAGUUCGGCAAUUCUUCCGCCAUUGCGGUAUUAUCAAUGGUGUCAAAAUGGUUGCUGGCGAGGAUGGUAACUCGGAAACGGCUAUCAUCGAAUUCGAUUCCAAAGAUGAGGCUCUUGUUGCCCAAACCCGCGAUCAAAAACUGCUCGAUGAAAAUACAAUCGAGGUGCAAUUGGAGUCUGGGUCAACGCUAUUUGUCACCAACUUCCCUCCCACGGCUGAUGAAGCGUAUAUCCGUAAUCUGUUUCGCGAUUACGGCGAAAUUGUUGAUGUGCGCUUUCCUUCUCUCAAGUACAACACCCAUCGGCGAUUCUGCUACGUGCAAUUCAAGGCGUCAAGUGAAGCCUACAAAGCCACGGAGCUACACGGGUCUACAGUUGGCGACAACUUGCAGCUAGUUGCCAAAAUAUCUGAUCCUUCCCACAAACAGGACCGUCAUGGUCCGAUGCAUGAGGGACGAGAGGUUCAUGUAUCUAACGUCGACUGGAAGGCCAGCGAGGGAGACCUCAAGGAUUUAUUCUCAAAGUAUGGCAAAGUGGAGGCAGCGCGGAUUCCAAAAAAGGUUGAUGGCGGAAGUAAGGGCUUUGGCUACGUUGUCUUCUCUUCCAAGGACGAGGCAAAUGCUGCCCUUGCCAUGCAUCUGCGAGAAUUCCGUUCUCGGCCGCUACAAGUCAAGCUGUCUACCCCCCAAGGGGCAAAACGGAGUGCCACCACCGUCCUGUCUCAUGUUCAGGGGUCCCGAUCACCUUCUGUGGAAGCUAAUGGUACCAAGCAUCCCAACGAUGUGGAAGCACCAGCUGGUGAGCGCGCAUCCCGCACGCUUGGGCUCAUGAAUGUUCCGGAUACGGUCAACGACGCGCGUAUUCGUUCGCUCGUCGAACCGUACGGCAAGUUGAUCAAGAUCAUCUUGCGACCGGAUCAUCAAGGCGCCAUUGUUGAAUAUGCGGAUGUUCAUCAUGCUGGAAAGGCAUCAUUGGAGCUCGAGGGUCAAGAAAUUGCUCCCGGGCGCAAGUUACAUGUUGGUACGGUCCCUGAGAUGCUGAAGCAGUCAGCCGAGAGGAAAGGAGAACGCACACAGUCAAACAAGCCAAAAGAGAAGAACGCCGGAUUGUUUCAACCGACGGGUCCUAUCAAACGACCUCCGCAGCCCGGUGCACGAGGAGGCAAAAGAGGUGGAUUGGGAGUGAAGCGAAGCAUGCCUCCGCCACCACCGCCACACAGCGCGUCGAGUGAGAAGGAGAAGGAUUCAGGCAAGACGACCACGACGACGACGACAGAUAUUGACCACCAAGCUGACGGUGGGAAAACGAAAAAGAGCAAUGAUGACUUCCGUGCGAUGAUCCAGCGGACUGUCAGCUGGCUUCAUCCCUCCAACCUCCCUAUUCGACCGGAAUAUUCCCUCAUCAAUCAUUCGAUAGUUAUAUCAGCCAGUGCUUAUAUCCCCUUGAUCGAUUAUUCCUUUAGUUUGACCCAAACAAAUCGGUUAACUGGUUUUGUGCGCUUUGCGAAUUGCGACGUCAUCACUACAACACUACUUCUUCCCCAGCCGCAUAUACAAACACUCCACACACACACACACACACACACACACACACACACACACACACACACACACACACACACACAGACACUGCUUUUUAGCUACCAGGACAACGGUUCUAACAUUCCCUUGCCCCCAGCAUUCGGAUUGACCAUUUCCUCCAUCGUCAUUCCAAAAUGGGUCAGUUAUGAAAGCGAAAAGCCUGGAUUCAAUUACUCCUACGGUCUCCAUCGCCGCUGCUCCUCACUCACGAAUACCUGUGAGAGUUUCCCCGAACAAUCAGAAUGUCAUGGCGAAGACCGGUAUUUCUGUUCCAUGUGGCGCACGGUCGGGUUCCUCAUGUCGUUUGCGGUUGUGUUGCAGGGAAUGGGCGUCGUGGCGUACAUAGUCGUCUUGUCGGGCGGAAAGCGACUACGGGAAUCGGGAUGGAAGGGUGUCAGUUUGAUGAUUGUUCUGUCUGCUAUUGUGCAGGCUUCUAGUAUGGCGAUUGUGGCAUACCUCUACGACAAUGAAGAACGGUUCUUUGUCGGCUGGAAACUCGACGAGUCCUGGGUUUACUGCACGGUCAGCUGGUGUAUCAGUCUUGCCUGUGCUGGUAUUCUCAUCAUCGCCGUGCAUAUUCUCCCAUCUGAAGGAGGAUACGAAUUGAUUCCGGAUCACUCUUAA
Aspergillus wentii DTO 134E9 is the source of this 4716-nucleotide messenger RNA. RefSeq lists its product as uncharacterized. Lineage: Eukaryota; Fungi; Ascomycota; Eurotiomycetes; Eurotiales; Aspergillaceae. Gene Ontology annotation, cellular component: cytoplasm; nucleus; ribonucleoprotein complex. Gene Ontology annotation, biological process: RNA processing. The record is from RefSeq and is a predicted model, not a curated record. The coding region runs from base 1 to 4716 and encodes 1571 amino acids. Gene Ontology annotation, molecular function: protein binding; mRNA binding. The transcript has 8 exons.